AUGAAAGGCAGCAAAGCUGGCAGCAUAAGGUAGAAACACGCAUGCGCAAGUUUGGAGUUUGAAGGGUGGGGAAAGGCACACAAUGAGGCUGCCUUUUCCCUGGCAUCCUUGCACAUUUUGUACCAGAUCACCACAGAUUUUCAUUCAUUUUCGCAUUGAUGGCACUGCUUACCCUGACCGCACUUCACUACUCCAGGUCUUCCCACUGGGCACAGACGUCUAUUCAAUGUCUAUUCCACAUUGGUUAAAACGUAAUUUCAUUGAAAUGAUGUGGAAACAACGUUUAUUCAACCAGUGUGUGCCCAACGGGUAAUGAGAGAGGUACCAUUUGUUUUCCCCCUCAGAAUGUCCCCUGAAACCACAGCCUGACCUUCACCUUCACCACCAGGUUCCCUUAGAAAUGCAUCCCAAAUGGUACCAUAUUCCCUUUAUGGUGCACUACUUUUGCCCUAUGGGCCCUGCUCAACAGUAGUGCACUGCAUAGGGAAUAGGGUGCCAUUUUUGACACAACCUAGAUCUUCCAUGGUAAAGUCCCUCAGCCCAAUCUAUAGGAUUGGGUCACAGACAGACUUACUGUAAGCUGCUCUGGACAGGAGCUUGUCUGAGCUAAGGAUCGGGAAGAGCCAUCAUCAUCAUCAUGGCCCAUUGAUGUCAGCUGACUGACUGUCAGGGUACUUUGAACCCCAAGGGGCUUAAAUCUAUGGGUGACGGAUUGGACUGGUUUGCCAAUUAUGCUUGUGAUGGGCUCACAUGAGUGGCUCUCUAUCUCUCUAUCUCUCUGCUCCAUAGUGUUGGAGUCGGGGUCUACUGUAUCUGUCAGGUUGGAGCGAGGUGUAUGUGGCCGAAGGGGUGGGAGGUGGGGUUUAGGCAUCAAUGUGGUGGGUGAGUCGGAGGUGGGGGUGGGGUUGGGGUCGGCCACGUCGUGCUACGUGAAGCCCGUCUAGAGAAAUCUUCAUCAAUCACCUCGCUUCAGCCUCUUCUGCUCUAGUAAUGUCUGAUUCCAUUACUGGGUAAAGCCCUGACCAGUCUCUGUAGAUGUUCCGCUGUAGAUGUUCUACUGUAGAGCCCUACUGUAAAGCCCCACUGACCAGCUCAGAGUGCCACUGCAGCCUGAUCGGUUGAUUGGAUGAGCCUGGGUGUAAGUGGAUAUGCGUUAUCAACACUAUACUGUGGAGAAGGGCUGUUCCUGCUAUAUUCCAUGUGGCUUAAUUAAAACUGUUUAUAAGUGUGAUACUUAAGAGACAUGGUUGGCCAGGAGUGCUGGUGUUUUCUAGUGGUUCUGUAUGCUGCGAUUCUGUAUGCUCAUUUACACUGAAUUGUGUGUGAAUCCUUGUCAAACUGGCCCGUGUUGUGAAAAGAGACAUAUAUAAAGGGAAACUGUUUCAGUUCAAAUAAUCUUAGCACCUACUUGGCAUAUGAAUGCUGUUCAGAAUAAAUAGAAUGAAUUAGGUGACAAAAAUGUAGUUUAUGUGUGUUUGAGAAGCACACACACUGUUAGAGUGUUAAAGUGUGAAAUUAGUCUGGCCCAGGAACAGUUUUGUUUGUCAACUCCAACUGUUACGAUUAGUGAACAAGUGCGUAUGGGCAACCUAAACUAUCACAACUCCCUAAGGCUGCAACAUUAGCUGUAGCACUGUGUAGCAAACUGGGCCUAUGGACGGAAGCUGUCUCUUUUGGGUAGUGCAAUUUUGUCUAAAACUACUGUACCGCUCCGCUUUCCGCUGCAUGCCUAGCUCCCAACCCAACAAACAUGUAGGCUGACUUGGCAGCCACACCGGGGGAGUACAGGAUUCCAAUGUCAUGCUGGAAAAUGUAACAGGACCCACACAGCUGGUCUAGCAGGGAGAUGCGCUCCAAACGUCCAUCUCCCAAUGUUUGUCCUUGUGGUAGUAUUUAGUUCAGAAACAGACAGAAUUCACACAGCGAUCGAGGUGGAACCCUGUUCUGUCCUCAGUCCCCUGUCAGUUUGUUUUCAUGCACAUGCUGUUCCUGCUCUAAUACGAAGGGGAGAAAAGCUCAUUGUUGUGUGUCUGUUAUUGUUCUACCCCUGUCAGCUGUGCUGUAAGGCAAUGAACAAGCAAUAAAAAAUGAGGUGAGCUUGCUUUAAAUGUGUGACCAGUGACCAUCAUUCACACGCUCCACAGUAUAAAGAGGGACCUUGACCGAAUCCUGCCCUUCAUGCAAUGACAUCAAACUAUGUCCUCUCCUUCGCUUUGCACAACUUACCCCAUCAAUAUCAGCCAAAUGCUAACCUUUACCAUAAAGCUUUUUUAUUAAUGUUACAUAUGCUACUCCUUCCUCAUCAAUCAGAUGGCUGAUGAAGUUUGGCUGGGAGCUGCUAGCCAGGUGUCCUGCCAACCCAAUCCACACGGGAACGGACCGAUAACCCUGGUACAUAGAUAUGAGGACAUUGUCUGCCCUGACCCUCCUAUGCCACACUGUUUCCAGGCCUGAUCAGCUUGGCACAGUGGGGACAGCAGCUGGUUAUGGGAAGGGAGGGACACACUCCUGCACGUCUCUCAGUUGGGCAGGGGAGGAGGUAUGUGCACUUGUCUUGUCUGCCUCUCUCUUACAGCUGUGUAUCUGGGAGAGUGGAUACAGUCAGUAAAGACAGAGGAAGUAGUAAACAGUGAAUGUUGUAAACAGAUCAAAUAAACCUACUUCCUUCUUUACAGUAGGUGACUGGUGUGGAUGAUGAUGUUGAUAUUUGGCCUUCUGGGGCUAUUGCACUGCCCUUUCUAGAGAAUAUAGUAGAUAGUGACUGACUGUGCUGUACAGAUAGAAUUCCUUCCUCUUCAGCCAGUCCUCUAGCUGUCCAGUGGAUAAAACAGCUGGGAUAGAUUGGUUUUCCCACUCUGAAAUGUACAGUACAUUUUGGACGGAGUGGUUUUUUAACCCUGCUCGGUGUCGGAUCCUGCUGACUGAUUUGGAAGUAAGCUUGGCAUGGCAGCAGCCAAGAGUUUGGAACAGAGCUGAGGUUUAGCUUAAGGACAUUGUUGUUAAGUGUUGCUUGGAGCAACAGGGAGAGAGGGUGAAAGAAAGGCUGCCACUGGUUCAACUCUAAACAUGUCUGGCAUACCGGGACAGUUAAGAGGUGUCACUUGACUGUGUGUGUGUGUGUGUGUGUGUGCGUGCGUGCGUGCGUGCAUGUGUAGGUCAAGGGUACAGAGCAGCUGUGGUGUUACCCCAUGUACCCUCAGUGUCACUAACUACGCCACAUCUGCACAGGCGUAAACGCAUCAUAAGUAGGACCUGUUUGCCCAUGACCUCUCUCUCCCUCUUUCUCACUGUACUGUAGAACACAGGAUGUCUACUACUGCCUCCCUUUGACACACACCCCAUAUAGCAGAGCACUGCGUUUAUGUUAAUGUUCAAUAAACUGUCCUGUCCUUGACAUGGGUUAGAUAAACAACCCAUAAGUGGUAUGUUUGAACCUUUAGAUGUCACACCACAUGGAUGACCCCAUCAUAAACUUACUCAAUUCCAGCUAAAAAAAAUCCCCCAGCCAGUGCAGUGUCCAUCACCGUACCCAGUACCCUGCACUUUGACCAGUCUCCUUAGAGAUGACAGGGUGCUAAGCGGCCGGCGUAUCACUGGGCUCAGAUAAGGACCACUCUGCUGUUUGUUCAUUGGGCACGGCUCGACUCCAAGACCUAUAAAGAAAACACUGCAAACCCAUGGGCUGCGUCCGAAAUGGCACCCUAUUCCUUACAAAGUGCACUACUUUUGAGCAGAGCCCUAUGCAGGCUCUGGACAAAAGUAGGACACUAUAUAGGAAAUAGGGUGCCAUUUGGGACGUAGACAUAUAGCUGGCCAAAGCUCUGCUUGUCUAUCAGCCAGCCCUAUCUCCCCAUAUAUCCCUCAGUGGAGUGGGUUGGUGAGGCCAGCCCUAUCUCCCCAUAUAUCCCUCAGUGGAGUGGGUUGGUGAGGCCAGCCCUGUCGCCGCAUAUAUCCCUCAGUGGAUUGGGUUGGUGAGGCCAGCCCUGUCGCCGCAUAUAUCCCUCAGUGGAUUGGGUUGGUGAGGCCAGCCCUGUCGCCCCAUAUAUCCCUCAGUGGAGUGGGUUGGUGAGGCCAGCCCUGUCGCCGCAUAUAUCCCUCAGUGGAUUGGGUUGGUGAGGCCAGCCCUGUCGCCCCAUAUAUCCCUCAGUGGAUUGGGUUGGUGAGGCCAGCCCUGUCGCCCCAUAUAUCCCUCAGUGGAUUGGGUUGGUGAGGCCAGCCCUGUCGCCCCAUAUAUCCCUCAGUGGAUUGGGUUGGUGAGGCCAGCCCUGUCGCCGCAUAUAUCCCUCAGUGGAUUGGGUUGGUGAGGCCAGCCCUGUCGCCCCAUAUAUCCCUCAGUGGAGUGGGUUGGUGAGGCCAGCCCUGUCGCCGCAUAUAUCCCUCAGUGGAUUGGGUUGGUGAGGCCAGCCCUGUCGCCCCAUAUAUCCCUCAGUGGAUUGGGUUGGUGAGGCCAGCCCUGUCGCCCCAUAUAUCCCUCAGUGGAUUGGGUUGGUGAGGCCAGCCCUGUCGCCCCAUAUAUCCCUCAGUGGAUUGGGUUGGUGAGGCCAGCCCUGUCGCCGCAUAUAUCCCUCAGUGGAUUGGGUUGGUGAGGCCAGCCCUGUCGCCCCAUAUAUCCCUCAGUGGAUUGGGUUGGUGAGGCCAGCCCUGUCGCCCCAUAUAUCCCUCAAUCUAACAGGCCUGUGUUGCUCACACCACAAGACUAAGGGGUUAAACAUUAAUGCUAGCUCUGCUCAACUGCUCACACACACACAUAUGCGUACACACACACACAAACCCAGUCACACAUAGUCACACACACACACACUAAUCGACAGGGCAUGUAGUCAAAGACGAGGGUCGGGAAGGGAGACUUUGAGUGUUGGGAUCAGGAAAGGUAGGGGUUGUGUACUUUGUGAUUGGUUUAUACUGGUAUGAGAUUACUGUUAUGCUUUACUUUCAGAAUAUGCUUUGUAUUGCAUUUGAGACUUAUUUUGUAUUCAAUGAGAAUUAGACCAGCAUGAUUUGAUAAGCGAUUGUCUACCAUUUAAUUCUGCUGAAGCAAAUACUUUUAGUAUAGUUUUCUGAGGCAGCAAUAUGUUACUGUGUGUUCAGUUGCGUUCUACCUGCAGCAAACACGCCUGUACACACCUCUGUCUUGAUCUGCUGCCAGCGUUGGUAUCACGUUCUUAACUAUCAGACUGCUGUUUAAUUUCCUCCUUCAGGGAACCUAAAACUGUCUUAGUCCUACAUCAGUAUUGGCUCAGACCUGUAUUUCAGUACAUGGAUCCAUUCUGGUCACCUGUCUUAGAGUGUAGCUCAGUAGCUGUGUACCUAUGUGUAGCUGUGUGUCUCUUUCUGUGGGUGUCUAUAGAUAGUGUGUAUACCGUCCUGUUCCAGGGUUCAAUAUCCCAGCAGCACUUCACGCUGAGAUAACCGCAAUAAUACAACUGAACCACAAAAGCUCAGCUUGCCUCUACUAUGGUUUGAAGGCAACAAUGACUUCACACAGCUCAGGCUAGAAGACCUCUGCUACAUACACCCCCAUCCCAUGGGAGAGAGAGCCUGUCUGCAGUCUGCAUGCCUGUGUCAUGUUUAGAACAUGUCCCAAUAACAGCUCUCCCCCAUUAUGUGAUCUGCUUUACAGGCUCUCAGGACAGGGCUUUCUCAGGGGCUCUGCAGAGGAGAGUUGGGCAUUCUGCCUGCUCAGUGAUACCAGAGCAGGGGUAUUAGACCAACCAGACUGCAUGUGGGCUUACACUUUCUCUGUUCUCUGUUCUUUGUUUGUUUGUUUAUUAGCAUUUUACUAAUACACCUUUCUGAGACUCAUUUAAACAUCAUAUUGGAGAGCAAAUGGAACCAGAAAACUGAUAAUAGAUUGCAGUGGUAGUAGAUUGUUGUCUCCUCCCAAUUUUGAACCUGAUCUGUGUGCCGGAAUUGUCAUGACAUUGUCAAUGCGAUCCCAGCGGCUGAUGGGAGGCGUUCCUUUGUCAGUCCCCCGGGGAUAGAGCUGAACCCUCCCCUCCCCCUCCUUCCUAACCCUAAUAUAUAUAUAUAUAUAUAUAUAUAUAUAUAUAUAUAUAUAGACACACACAGUAUUGUUUAACUAUCCUUGUGGGAACACACAAUUUAUAACCAUUCAAAAUCCUAUUUUCCCUAACCAUAAACCUAACUCUAACCCUAAUCUUUACUAAUGACUUGCCACUCGCCUUGAGUAAAGCUAGUGUGUCUAUGUAUGCGGAUGACUCAACACUAUACACGUCAGCUACUACAGUGAGUGAAAUCACUGCAACAAUUAACAAAGAGCUGCAGUUUCAGAAUGGGUGGCAAGGAAUAAGUUAGUCCUAAAUAUUUCAAAACUAAAAGCAUUGUAUUUGGGAAAAAUCAUUCACUAAACCCUAAACCUCAAUUAAAUCUUGUAAUAAAUAAUGUGGAAAUUGAGCAAGUUGAAGUGACUAAACUGCUUGGAGUAACCCUGGAUUGUAAACUGUCAUGGUCAAAACAUGUUGAUACAACAGUAGCUAAGAUGGGGAGAAGUCUGUCCAUAAUAAAGCGCUACUCUGCCUUUUUAACAACACUAUCAACAAGGCAGGUCCUACAGGCUCAUGUUUUGUCGCACAUGGACUACUGUUCAGUCGUGUGCUCAGGUUUCACAAAGAGGGACCUCUGAAAAUUACAAUUAGCUCAGAACAGGGCAGAACGGUUGGCCCUUAAAUGUACACGGAGAACUAACAUGAAUAAUAUGCAUGUAAAUCUCUCAUGGCUCAAAGUGGAGGAGAGAUUAACUUCAUCACUACUUGUUUUUGUAAGAAGUGUUGACAUGCUGAAUGCACGAAGUGUCUGUUUAAACUACUAGCACACAGCUCGGACACCCAUGCAUACCCCACAAGACAUGCCACCAGAGGUCUCUUCACAAUCCCCAAGUCAAGAACAAACUAUGGGAGGCGCACAGUACUACAUAGACCCACGGCUACAUGGAACUCUAUUCCACAUCAGGUAACUGAUGCAAGCAGUAGAAUCAGAUUUACAAAACCAGAUAAAAAUACACCUUAUGGAACCUUAACUCCUAAUGCUAAACCUAAUUCUAACCCUAACACUAAAUGUGCCUUAACCCUAAACCCCCUAGAAAUAGUAUUUGACCUUGUUGGGACUAACAAAAUGUCCCCAGUUGGUCAAAUAUAUGUUUGUUUACUAUUCUUGUGGGGACUUCUGUUCCCGACAAGUAUAGUUAAACACGUCCACACACACACACUCACGCAGAUAUGACCUUGCCUGUCCUCGGUGCACUGUGUGCAGUGCCUUCCUCAGCAGGCUUGGUUGAGCGAGCACAAGAGGGGCUUGAGCUCUGUUACUGUAGGAACCACCUCCCUCCUCUCCCUCUCUCUCUCCCUCCUCUCCCUGUCUCUCUCUGUCUCCCUAUGUUAUCUGUUUUUCUGUUACUCUCACUCUCUCUCUUUGCCUCUCAAUGCCUGGCUGACUCUUUCUCUGUCUUAAUCUGACUCUCUCUCUCUAAUUCAGUCCAUCUGACCAGCCCACCCUCUCAUCUGUCCGCCUAGGUUAAAGUAGUACAUGGCUGAUAUGGGGAGCGUGUACAGAUGUACGAUCUUAAUUUGAGCCAGUUUGCUACAGCAGCAAAAUAAUCCUGUAGCAACAAGAAAUGUGAAUUAUUAUGUGGAUUAUAAUUCAUGGACAUUUUUUGUAGGGGUUGAUACAUUUUUCGUUAGGGCAAAUCAAGUCUGACAUUUUAAAGUGGACAUUUUCAAACUUUAGAAGCCUUUCUAGUAUGAAAAUCUAUGCACUCACUAACUGUAAGUCGCUCUGGAUAAGAGCGUCUGCUAAAUGACUAAAAUGUGAAAUGUAAACCUCGAAUACACUACAAGUUUGCAUUUCCUGCUGUGCAGGAAAAUUCUCAGCAACAAAAGAGUGAUCAAAUUAAGAUCCUACAUCUGUAUAUAGUGACUGAUCAUGUGUUUGUUUACCCCUUUUUCUCUGUUGAGGAUGACAUACAGUGAAUGCCAAACCAGCCCCUCGCCCCUCGCCCCUAGCAACUCGCUCGGAGGGCCCUCCGUUGUCACGUGUUGCUGACAAAACUCUGAGGGUGACUUCAAGAGUGGCGAGGGGAUCAAAUAAAACCAUCAACUCAUAACUUGAAUGAUGCAAUUCAUGUUCCACAUUUAAAUAAUAAAACAAGCAUGAAAUUCAAAUGAGGAAAUUCCACCUGUCGUUUGACAAGAUAUAAUCCUCAGUAACAGUUAAUAAUUUCAUCUGGGACGUAUUUCAUGUGUGAAGCCUCAAAAUCAGACACAAACCAAUACAAGAAUUCGGCACGCCUAUUUGUUCUUUUCUGUGAAAACUCCAAAAUUACGCGGUUCAUUAUGGGAUACCACUUUGCUCUGAAGCCUGCAGCGUAGCUUGCUCGGUCGAAGUGGCUAGCUAUCGGAAGGUCUAAUUAGCCCCUACACCCUCCAUAAUUUUCACUCCCUCAGCUUUGGCUGAGGCGCGCAUGAACACACAAAUGGAGGGGCGAGGGGAAAGGGAAGGGGGUGAUUUGGGAUUCAGCCAUGACUAGGGCAUAGUGGAGUAGGGCAGUACAGUACAGCAUAGCUGCUGCUGGUGGGGUCAUGCGGUCAGUGAUGGUAUCAGUAGUCAUGUAAGUAGCCUAAACAUGCAGGCUCAGGGUCUAUGUCCCUGUGUGACAGGUCUCUGUUUACUCAAUGGGUGUUUCUCAAUAUGCAUACUACCAUGCUCCACACUGUCACGCUCCGAGUGCAUUGUCCGACGACGUUCUCUUGAGUACGUUCUUGUGAGGACGAGAGUGUGGAGAAUGCAUAAAACAUUAAAUUUGAGAAGCACUCGCACUCCGCCUACUGUAUUACCUCACGCUUUACCUCCCCAUUCACUGAACCUUCAUCCAGCCAGGACAAUGGCAAAAAUUAAACGUUUUAAUUCAUAAUUAUCAGCUGGAUAUGUGAAUCGUAAUAAUCUAGCUAGCCAGCUAGUUAAACAGGCAGAAAUGACCUAAAACUAAUGUUACGCAAGGUAGAUGUACAUUUUUCGUGGGUAGCUACCAAUUCUUUGCGGCUAGCCAACUAUCCAGUUAGCCCUAUUGACUUACUAUGGACUUGGGACUUACCCAUUCACUGAACCGUCUUCCAGCCAGGACAAUGGCAAUAGAGACAAAACAAGAUAUACACAAAGCAACUGUUUUACUUCAUAACUAUCAGCUAGUUAUAUGUGAAUCGUAAUAAUGUAGCUAACCAGAUAGUUUAACAGGCAAAAAUGACCUAAAACGAAUAUUAUGCAAGAUAGGUGUCAAUUCUUCAUGGCUAUCUGUUAGCUAGCCAGUUAGCCCUAUUGACUUAUUAUGGGCUUGCGAUCUACGGUACGUAGGCAGGUAAACAUGCCAAAAUUAACACAGCAUGUAUUUAUUAACGUAUCAAGAUAAAAUAUUGUAGUCAGACAAAAUAUGAGAUGUGAAUAAACGUGCAUUUUCUCUCGCUUCAGGUCAAAUAAUGGCCGCCAUUGAUUUCAAGAAAUGUUGCGUCAUUUUUUACAUGGUUGCAUCAUAUUUCUUUGCAUACUUUCUAUUGAAGCUUGCAUCGAUGUACAGUCAUGGUCAAAAGUUUUGAGAAUGACACAAAUAUUAAUUUUCACAAAGUCUGCUGCCUCAGUUUUUAUGAUGGCAAUUUGUAUAUACUCCAGAAUGUUAUGAAGAGUGAUCAGAUGAAUUGCAAUUAAUUGCAAAGUCCCUCUUUGCCAUGAAAAUGAACUUAAUCCCCAAAAAACACUUCCACUGCAUUUCAGCCCUGCCACAAAAGGACCAGCUGACAUCAUGUCAGUGAUUCUCUCAUUAACACAGGUGAGAGUGUUGACGAGGACAAGGCUGGAGAUCACUCUGUCAUGCUGAUUGAGUUAGAAUAACAGACUUGAAGUUUUAAAAGGAGGGUGGUGGUUGAAAUCAUUGUUCUUCCUCUGUUAACCAUGGUUACCUGCAAGGAAACACGUGCCGUCAUCAUUACCUUGCACAAAAAGGGCUUCACAGGCAAGGAUAUUUCUGCUAGUAAGAUUGCACCUAAAUCAACCAUGUAUCGGAUAAUCAAGAACUUCAAGGAGAGAGGUUCAAUUGUUGUGAAGAAGGCUUCAGGGCGCCCAAGAAAGUCCAGCAAGCGCCAGGACCGUCUCCUAAAGUUGAUUCAGCUGCGGGAUCGGGGCACCACCAGUGCAGAGCUUGCUCAGGAAUGGCAGCAUGCAGGUGUGAGUGCAUCUGCACGCACAGUGAGGCGAAGACUUUUGGACGAUGGCCUGGUGUCAUGAAGGGCAGCGAGGAAGCCACUUCUCUCCAGGAAAAACAUCAGGGACAGACUGAUAUUCUGCAAAAGGUACAGGGAUUGGACUGCUGAGGACUGGGGUAAAGUCAUUUUCUCUGAUGAAUCCCCUUUCCAAUUGUUUGGGGCAUCCGUAAAAAAGCUUGUCCGGAGAAGACAAGGUGAGCGCUACCAUCAGUCCUCUGUCAAGCCAACAGUAAAGCAUCCUGAGACCAUUCAUGUGUGGGGUUGCUUCUCAGCCAAGGGAGUGGGCUCACUCACAAUUCUGCCUAAGAACACAGCCAUGAAUAAAGAAUGGUACCAACACAUCCUCCGAGAGCAACUUCUCCCAACCAUCCAAGAACAGUUUGGUGACGAACAAUGCCUUUUUCAGCAUGAUGGAGCACCUUGCCAUAAGGCAAAAGUGAUAACUAAGUGGCUCGGGGAACAAAACAUCGACAUUUUGGGUCCAUGACUAGGAAACUCCCCAGACCUUAAUCCCAUUGAGAACUUGUGUUCAAGCCUCAAGAGGCGGGGGGACAAAGAAAAACCCACAAAUUCUGACAAACACCAAGCAUUGGUUAUGCAAGAAUGGGCUGCCAUCAGUCAGGAUGUGGCCCAGAAGUUAAUCGACAGCAUGCCAGGGCGGAUUGCAGAGGUCUUGAAAAAGAAGGGUCAACACUGCAAAUAUUGACUCUUUGCAUAAACUUAAUGUAAUUCUCAAUAAAAGCCUUUGACACUUAUGGAAUGCUUGUAAUUAUACUUCAGUAUACCAUAGUAACAUCUGACAAAAAUAUCUAAAAACACUGAAGCAGCAAACUUUGUGAAGACCAAUACUUGUGUCAUUCUCAAAACUUUUGACCACGACUGUACAAAUGGAGUACACAUUCGAGAAGUGCUCUCCGUGCUCAGUUUCGCAUACUUUGAUUUGGACUCAUACUCCGACCCUCCCAUUCUCCAAUUUGCGUGCUCGGAGCACGGUAGUAUGCAUUUUAAGAAACACCCAAUGUCUCUACUCAGUCAGCCAGCCAGCCAGUCAGUCACUCAGCCAGUCAGUCAGUCAGUCAGUCUGUUAGUCAAACAGUUAGUCAGUUAGCCAACCAGUCAGUCAGUCUGUUAGUCAAACAGUUAUCCAGCCAUCCAGUCAGUCACCAACCAGUCAGUCAGUCAGUUAGUCAGUCAGCCAAGCAGUCAGUCAGUCGACCAGUCAGUCAGUCAGUCUGUUAGUCAAACAGUUAGUCAGUCAGCCACUCAGUCAGUCAGUCAGUCUGUUAGUCAGCCAGUCAGUCACUCAGCCAGUCAGUCACUCAACCAGUCACUCAGCCAGUCAGUCAGUCAGUCUGUUAGUCAAACAGUUAGUCAGUCAGCCAACCAGUCAGCCAGUCAGUCAGUCAGUCUGAUAGUCAAACAGUUAGCCAGUCAGCCAACCAGUCAGUCAGUCAGUCUGUUAGUCAAACAGUUAGUCAGUCAGCCAACCAGUCAGUCAGAACCAUUAUGGCAGUGUCACCAGCUAUGUAUACUGUUACACCAUUGAUCAAACUCUGUUAACCCUUACCACUCCUGGCAAUUGGCCUAUAUGGAUAGGGUUAAAUCCAUUGAAAUGUUUCUUACAAAAUGAAUAUGAAAUGUCUGUGCAUAAGCAUGUUAGCAAUUGAGAGGGAACAGUUUGGAGAUUAUGGGAAAAUUAUUAGACCAAAUUUGAGGAUUCAACAGUUCACCUGACACAAUACAUUACACUGUCGAUUAUUUGUGCAUUUUACAUUUACUGUACAUUUCGCUGCAUUUGUUGAUAACCAAAUCUGAAAAUACUCUGAAUAUAUUCAGUAACAUAAGAAUAUUCCUGGAAAAUGUGUGGUAGGUGCAACAUAAAACAAAAAAAUUACAAGGGUUUGAGUGAGAGGACUAACUGGUGUCUCCAAGUGGCCACACACCUCUCCAAAGUGCACACAGUUCAUAAGUCAUUUUAAUGCACUUUUAUGACUCAAAGAAGAGUCUUCAACUAUAAGGUACUUUUUUGAGCUCUCCUAGCUGUGCCGUUGAGGAACUAGAGCAAGCACACUUGUAAUUGUUUUGUUUGGAACACAACCCUGCAUCCCCACCAUCACACAAUUACUGUUGUUGUUUACGCAAUCCAAAAACGGACCAUUAUGAAUCGCAAUCUGGGUCAGGUGGGCAUUGUUUGAUUGCCAACAUGACUAGCUAAGUUAUAGAAUAUGAACUUACAGCGUUAGGCUUUCACAGGGCAAUUCAGAGAAACAGAUGGUAGUUUUGGUGCGCAUAGAAAGGAGUCAUGCGUGAAAUUCAGGUGUGUGUUCCGCUGCAAAUUUUCUUCACAAUAGACUAACAUAGGCUCAUUCUGUUCAGAACAACCCAGGGUAUGACGCCAUGUCAUGUUGUAACUGUGCAUCAAACACGUUGACACUGUAUAUGACAUGAGUUUUAUGAUAUGGAAAUGUAAAGUGCACAUUUGGACUCACAGGUGUUUGGCUAGCUUGUUUGACAUCAAAGCAUUUUCUAUUAUAAUCCUCAACGUCUCAUCUUUCAAAAUACAUAGAGUCACCUUAAUGUACAGCAUUUCCCUCACUCAGACAACAACAAAUUAGCAAAAGUUGCUCAAUUAGCGGGAGGGAUGGGGGACAGCUUCUUGUCGCCUGUGGUGGUCAAGUUCAGAAAAGCUGUCAGUCAAAACCCAUACAGCGCUGUGAAGGGCAGAGCCUGAGCUCUGACGCCAUUUAUAGCAUGUUACUGUACAGCCACUGCGUUCCAUUUUCAACUUGCUCUUUUUUUUGUAUUAUUAUUUUUUUAUUGGUAAUUAAAGUAAAGACCCCCCGGCCAAACCCUCCCCUAACCCGGACGAUGCUGGGCCAAUUGUGCGCCGCCCUAUGGGUCUCCCGGUCACAGCCGGUUAUGACACAGUCAACUUGCUCUUGAAACGAAUUGUUUAUUAUCUACAUUGGCACAGCAGUGUCUAGCCUAGGCACUGUGGAUGCCAUGGAGAGGCCCAGUGUUGUAAUGACAUAGUGAUGAGUGAAUGUCCUGAAACAGGAUGUCCUCUAAAUGAAGACCUCUGGGAGCAGGAGGACUAUGUUAAAGAGGCCAGCUCUAUUCCUCCUGGGUAAAUAAACACUCUGUCUCUUUCUCUGUGUUCAAAACACCUGCUGCAGUGCCGGCUUAGACCUACGGCUAUACACUAUGCUUCAAUGAAAUACCAUGCAUUUCUGUUAUCUGUGACCUUGGAAUACAUUGAGAGGUGUAGGGCUGUAAUUCAUCUUUGAACGUGUACGUGCACGUACUGUUAGACACGUCCAUUAACCAGAGUCAUUGACCAGUGCCCAAAAUAGACGUGAGUACUGUAUGGGGUCUGUUGGGUUAGACUUAGCCUCCAUAGGAUCAAGCCCUGGCAGCUUACUGCAGGCUGGUCUGCAGCUGCUGUCUCCUAGCUCCAUGCCCCCCUCUCAACGCUCAGCACCCACACCCCUCUCUCUACACCAGGCCUGAACAGGGAGCUUUACUCCAGCUUGACUCAGUUUUGGUGUGGAUAUAUGGGUUGGUGCCCCUACAGACUGAUCCCAGGUCAAUUUAAGGUUAGGAUUUGGUGAGGAUAAGCUGAUCCUAGAUCUUUGACUGAGGGUAACUUCUACCUGGAACUAUGAGGUCUGAUACCUUCUCUCUGUAUCACCCCUCAAUCGUCCACCCCCUCAUCCAAUUUAGCCCAGCACAGGGCCCUACAUUCCCCUACAUUAGGGUUAGGGGUUAAGGUUAGGGUUAAGGUUAAGGUUAGGUUUAAGGUUAGGGUUAGGAGUUAGGUUAAAGGGUUAAGGUUGGAGUUAGAUUUUACGUUUACUAUGUUAAGUGUAUGAGACCAGGCUGAACAAGGAUACACUUCAUUAGGAACGCUUAUCAGGGUUGUUAACACUUCAUGUGUUGAUGCGAUGCGUGUUGGUGAUGGAAAGAUUGCAGUGAUGUAAGAACAGGAGUGUUGACUUUCUUGUUUACUCUUUCCUAUGAUCUGGACAUUCCAUUAAAGGCUCAGUGCAGUCAACAUGAAGUUGUUUUGUAUCAUACUGUACAAGUUUUUUUUUUUUUUUUAAUCAGUGUCCUUCAUAAUUGCUGGUUGAAAAUACAAUCUACACAGGACCUUGCAUGGGUGGCGUUUCGGCUUGCCUGGUGGCAUCACCAGGCGAUAAAUUAGUUAAUAGACUAAUAACAAAGAGAGUUCCAAACCUCUCUGCCAUUAACAGCUAGUUUUCCGUUUUCCGUUUUCCCCUCCCCACUCAGACCACUCCCAGACAGUCCUAGCAAAAUUCUUGCUUGAGAAAUAGUUUUUUGCUAUAAAGCUAUUUUUGUUUCUUUUUGUCCAUUUUAAUGGAAAACUAUUACAGAAAUGAUUUGAUAUACACUACCAUUCAAAAGUUUGGGGUCACUUAGAAAUGUCCUUGUUUUCGAAAGAAAAGCAAUUUUUUGUCAAUUAAAAUAACAUCAAAUUGAUCAGAAAUACAGUGUAGACAUUUUUUAAUGUUUUAAAUGGCUAUUGUAGCUGGAAACGGCUGAUUUUUUAUGGAAUAUCUACAUAGGCGUACAGAGGCCCAUUAUCAGCAACCAUCAGUCCUGUGUUCCAAUGGCACGUUGUGUUUGCUAAUCCAAGUUUAUCAUUUUAAAAGGCGAAUUGAUCAUUAGAAAACCCUUUUGCAAUGAUGUUAGCACAGCUGAAAACUGUUGUGCUGAUUAAAGAAGCAAUAAAACUGGCCUUCUUGAGACUAGUUGAGUAUCUGGAGCAUCAGCAAUUGUGGGUUUGAUUACAGGCUCAAAAUGGCCAGAAACAAAGAACUUUCUUCUGAAACUCAUCAGUCUAUUCUUGUUCUGAGAAAUGAAGGCUAUUCCAUGCGAGAAAUUGCCAAGAAACUGAAGAUCUCGUACAACGCUGUGUACUACUCCCUUCACAGAACAGCGCAAACUGGCUCUAACCAGAAUAGAAAGAGGAGUGGGAGGCCCCGGUGCAGAACUGAGCAAGAGGACAAAUACAUUAGAGUGUCCAGUUUGAGAAACAGACGCCUCCCAGGUCAUCAACUGGCAGCGUCAUUAAAUAGUACCCGCAAAACACCAGUCUCAACGUCAACAGUGAAGAGGCGUCUCGGGGAUGCUGACCUUCUAGGCAGAGUUGCAAAGAAAAAGCCAUAUCUCAGACUGGCCAAUAAAAAGAAAAGAUUAAGAUGGGCAAAAGAACACAGACACUGGAGAGGAAGAUUGGAAAAAAGUGUUAUGGACAGACGAAUCAAAGUUUGAGGUGUUCGGAUCACAAAGAAUAACAUUUGUGAGACGCAGACCAAAUGAAAAGAUGCUGGAGGAGUGCUUGAUGCCAUCUGUCAAGCAUGGUGGAGGCAAUGUGAUGGUCUGGGGGUGUUUUGGUGGUGGUAAAGUGGGAGAUUUGUACAGGGUAAAAGGGAUCUUGAAGAAGGAAGGCUAUCACUCCAUUUUGCAAUGCCAUGCCAUACCCUGUGGACGGCGCUUGAUUGGAGUUAAUUUCCUCCUACAACAGGACAAUGACCCAAAGCACAGCUCCAGACUAUGCAAGAACUAUUUAGGGAAGAAGCAGUCAGCUGGUAUUCUGUCUAUAAUGGAGUGGCCAGCACAGUCACCGGAUCUCAACCCUAUUGAGCUGUUGUGGGAGCAGCUUGACCGUAUAGUACGUAAGAAGUGCAAUCCAACUUGUGGGAGGUGCUUCAGGAAGCAUGGGGUGAAAUCUCUUCAGAUUACCUCAACAAAUUGACAAAUAGAAGGCCAAAGGUCUGCAAGGCUGUAAUUGCUGCAAAUGGAGGAUUAUUUGAUGAAAGCAAAGUUUGAAGGACACAAUUAUUAUUUAUAUUAAAAAUAAUUAUUUCUAACCUUGUCAAUGUCUACAUUUCCUAUGCAUUUUGCUAUAUUUCCUAUUCAAACUCAUUAAUGUAUGUUUUCAUGGAAAACAAGGACAUUUCUAAGUGACUCCAAACUUUUGAACAGUAGUGUAUAAAACGGCUGCAUUGGGGACUUUUACUAACCCUCUUUCUCUCUCUCCCUUCCUCUCACCUGUUCUCUCUCUUCAGUCUGAUGAGUGAUCCUCCCCCUGAUCCCGUCCUCCGUCAUGGUCGACAUGGAGAGCCACUGCCGGCCGCCGUCCCCCCUGGAGGAUUCGGUGCUGGGCAGCCCGCUGUGUGGGGACUUCAUCGGGGGCAUGGAGGAGCUGCAGGACAUCUCCCAAUCCAUCGACGGUGACGCCCACAGCUCCUUUGACGUCCCUGAGUACCAGUCCCAGUCGAGUAACGGCUCUGGCUCUGAAGGAUCCACCAUUCUAGGUAUAGAUCCAUACCAUCAAUGGUUCGAAGUAGUGUGAUGGUAGUGUGAUGGUAGUGUGAUGUGCUUGGUUUAUUGGCUACUGCUGUCUCACACACGCUAUGCCUUCCCUUUAACUUCUCUUCCCUUAAAGAAACACUGAGACGUCCCUUAUAGAACCAUUGAGACGUCCCUUAUAGAAACCUUGAGACGUCCCUUAUAGAAAUAUUGAGAUGUCCCUUAUAGAAACAUUGAGACGUCCCUUAUAGAAACCUUGAGACGUCCCUUAUAGAAACAUUGAUACUUCCCUUAUAAAAAACAUUGAGACUUCCCUUAUAGAAACAUUGAGACGUCCCUUUUUAGAAACAUUGAGAACUUCCCCUUUUAGAACAUUGAGACGUCCCUUAAUAGAAACAUUGAAGAUGUCCCUUAUAGAAACAGUGAGACUUCCCGUUAAUAGAAACCUGAGACAAUCCCUUAUAGAAACAUUGAGAUGUCCCUUAUAGAAACAUUGAGAUGUCCCUUAUAGAAACCUUGAGACAUCCCUUAUAGAAACAUUGAUACUUCCCUUAUAAAAAACAUUGAGACUUCCCUUUUAGAAACAUUGAGACCUCCCUUUUAGAAACAUUGAGACGUCCCCAUGAGACUUCCUUAUACAGAGACCUUUAGAACUUAGACUUCCUUAUAGAACAUUUAGAACAUUGAGACUUCCCUUAUAGAAACGGACUUUUAGCGAGCUCCCUUAUGAAAUUAAAGACAUUGAGACUUCCCUUAUAGAAACAUUGAGACUUCCCUUAGAAACAUUGAGACUUCCCUUUUAGAAACAUUGAGACUUCCCUUAUAGAAACAUUGAGACUUCCCUUAUAGAGACAUUGAGACUUCCCUUAUAGAAACGUUGAGACUUGUCACGACCGUCUUGAAAGGGAGCAGACCAAUACGCAGCGCGUUGAGUGAACAUGAUGACUUUAAUGAGUACAGCACGUAAAUACAAAACAAAAGACGAUAGUGAAGUCCAACAGUGACAAUGACUGAACUUGGAACAAAAACCCACAACCCCCACAGGAAAACAUACAGAUAAAUAUGGCUCCCAAUCAGAGAUAACGAGCCGACAGCUGACACUCGUUACCUCCGAUUGGGAGUCAUUGACCAAACCUAGAAACGAACCCCACAGAAAUGCAAACAUAGAAAUACACCCAAAUACCCAACAAAACAAAAUACACCCUGGCUCAAAUACAAAAGUCCCGGAGCCAGAGUGUCACAGUACCCCCCCCUAAAGGUGCGAACUCCGGGCGCACCAGCAUACAGUCUAGGGGAGGGUCUGGGUGGGCGUCUGUCCACGGUGGCGGUUCUGGCCCUGGUCGUGGUCCCCACCCCACCUUAGUCACUAUCCGCUUCCGUAGCCUCUUCCACAUGACCACCCCCCAACUACACCCCACUGGAUUAAGGGGCGGCACCGGACUAAAGGGCAGCACCGGACUAAGGGGCAGCACCGGACUAAGGGGCAGUACCGGACUAAGGGGCAGCACCAGGAUAAGGGGCAGCACCGGGCUAAGGGACAGCACCGGACUCAAUGGCGGAUCCUGGCUGGCUGGCUCUGGCGGAUCCUGGCUGGACGGCUCUGGCGGAUCCUGGCUGGACGGCUCAUGGCUGGCUGAAGGAUCUGGCUGCUCAUGGCUGGCUGACGGAUCUGGCUGCUAAUGGCUGGCUGACGGAUCUGGCUGCUCAUGGCUGGCCGACGGAUCUGGCUGCUCAUGGCUGGCCGACGGAUCUGGCUGCUCAUGGCUGGCUGAAGGAUCUGGCUGCUCAUGGCUGGCUGACGGAUCUGGCUGCUCAUGGCCGGCUGACGGAUCUGGCUGCUCAUGGCUGGCGGAAGGCUCUGGCUGAUCCUGUCUGGCGGAAGGCUCUGGCUGAUCCUGUCUGGCGGAAGGCUCUAGCGGCUCCGGUCUGGCGGACGGCUCUGAAGGCUCAUGGCAGACGGGCGGCUUUGCAGGCUCAGUCCAGACGGCCAGUUCAAGCGCCGUUGGGCAGACGGGCAGUUCAGGCCCCGUUGGGCAGACGGCAGACUCUGGCCGUCUGAGGCGCAUCGUAGGCCUGGAGCGUGGUGCCGGAACUGGAGGUACCGGGCUGAGGACACGCAUCUCAGGGCUAGUGCGGGGAGAAGCAACAGGGCAAGCUGGACCCUGGGGACGCACAUAAGGCCUAGUGCGGAGAGAAGGAACAGGGCAUGCUGGACCCUGGGGACGCACAUAAGGCCUAGUGCGGAGAGCAGGAACAGGGCAUGCUGGACCCUGGGGACGCACAUAAGGCCUAGUGCGUGGUGCCGGAACUGGUGGUCCCGGGCUGAGGACACGCAUCUCAGGACUAGUGCGGGGAGCAGGAACAGGCCGGGCUGGGCUGGCGACGCACACCAUGAGCCUGGUGCGUGGAGCAGGAACCGGCCGGGCCUGGGCUGGCGACGCACCCCGUAGGCUUCGUGCGUGGAGCAGGAACCGGCCGGGCUGGACUGGCGACGCACCCCGUAGGCUUCGUGCGUGGAGCAGGAACCGGCCGGGCUGGACUGGCGACGCACCCCGUAGGCUUCGUGCGUGGAGCAGGAACCGGCCGGGCUGGGCUGGUGACGCACACCACAGGCGUAGUGCGUAGAGCAGGAACCGGCCGGGCUGGGCUGGCUACGCACAUCGUGGACCUGGUGCGUGGAGUAGGAACAGGCCGAGCUGGGCUGGCGACGCACAUCGUGGACCUGGUGCGUGGAGUAGGAACAGGCCGGUCCGUACCGGGAACACACACCACUGGCCUUAACUGGGGAUCAGGAACGGGCCGGACCGGACUGGUAACACACCUCAGUCUCUCACGCCGUGCCACAACAACUUCCCUCCCUCUACUCGCCAAUGGCUCCCGUAAUCCGAAAGCCUUCUCUCCACAUCUCCCUGUGGCAGCCUCCUGCUGCCCAGCCGCCCAAGCCAUGUGCCCCCCCCCAAAUUUUUUUGGGGGUUGCCUCUCAUCCUUCCGACGAUGGCCCUGCCGACGCCGUUGCUCCUCUCUCCGUCGCCUCUCCACUGUCUCGCUCCAUGGACGGCGAUCCAUCCCAUCCAGGAUUUCCUCCCAAGUCCAUGACCCUUUUCCGUCCAAUAUCUCCUCCCAUGUCCAGACCCUUUGCUCCUGGAUACGCUGCUUGGUCCUUUGAUGGUGGGUUUUUCUGUCACGACCGUCUUGAAAGGGAGCAGACCAAUACGCAGCGCGUUGAGUGAACAUGAUGACUUUAAUGAGUACAGCACGUAAAUACAAAACAAAAGACGAUAGUGAAGUCCAACAGUGACAAUGACUGAACUUGGAACAAAAACCCACAACCCCCACAGGAAAACAUACAGAUAAAUAUGGCUCCCAAUCAGAGAUAACGAGCCGACAGCUGACACUCGUUACCUCCGAUUGGGAGUCAUUGACCAAACCUAGAAACGAACCCCACAGAAAUGCAAACAUAGAAAUACACCCAAAUACCCAACAAAACAAAAUACACCCUGGCUCAAAUACAAAAGUCCCGGAGCCAGAGUGUCACAAGACUUCCCUUAUAGAAACAUUGAUAUGUCAAGUGCCUUAUACUUAGGGCCAGGGGUUUUUCCCUAGUGGGCCUGUCUAAUAGUUUCUCACCCAAUGAUCUUUCUAAGUUUUCCUAAAAGUAAAAAUGAGUAGACUACGGUGUAGUAAUCCUGUCGUAAGCCAGCUCUACGUUGUUAUUGUUUGACCAUGUGUUUCCUGAUCAUUCAGGAGCCAUGCUCACAUAGCUCAUCUCUAAUUCACCCUGACUCAGAGGGUUCAGAGAGGACACUCGGCUUGUUUAACCUCUGACCUUACUUAGGCUAACAGAGAUGCUUUUGGCAGAGGGGUUAUCUGUUAUGUUACACCCCCCCCUCGUCCCCACACUUCCACAGAGGACUUCCUCAAUCCGCAAACAUUCCUCAACUCACAAGCUGUGUCCCAAAUGGCACUCUAUUCCCUAUAUAGUGCACUACCUUUGACCAGGGCCCUAGUCUAUAUAGGGAAUAGGGUGGCAUUUUUGACGCAGCCACACUUCCCCCCCAAAUAGUAUUUUGGUAAACAUUAACUUGUUUGUGUCCAAUAGAAACCACCUGGAUGUGUUAGCAAAUAUGUUACUACGUAGUAGUUAGUAUGCAACUGGGAUUGAAACAGUGACUGGUGUUAGAAUUUAAACAUAGAGGAAAAGAGGGGAUGGUAUAUUGGGAAAAUGGAAGAGGGAGGAAUAGGUUUUCGGGGGAAGAGGAGUGGAGGAGGGGGCAUCAUGGAAAAUAGCAUUGAUGAUGUCAUGGAAAAGUCAUGGAGAGUGUGCUGGUUGUUUAUGGUUGUUGAUGGAGUGGUGAAUGAAGAAGGGAGAGAGAGAAGGAGAGAGGGAGAGGAAGAAGCAGACACUGAGUAUCUGUGAUAUGAUAUUAUUCUCCUGCCUACAUUGUAGGCUGUAGAGUGUGGUGUGUGUGACACGUGCAGUUGGUCCAAGACAUUAAUAUGUAUCCCUGUUUUGGCUUCUCUCACCCAACUCAUGUGGGCUGACUUAGCACUGCUCUGUUUGGCACCAUUCCUGAAAUGCUGUGUGUUUGGUGUGUUUGGUAUUCAGGUAUUAAAAUAGACACAGUGUGUGUAUCAUGGGCCAAUAUUUCGACUCAUCCCCUGAAUUUAGAAGUGUUGCUGAUCCACUCUCAGUGGUGUGCAUAACGGUCUGUACGUAUUUAUAGAGAUUUAAUGGGACACAUAUUACAUGUGCUCUUCCUCUGUGUUGGGCCAAAGGCCUGAGACACCAGGGACUUUCCACUGGUACAGUACUCAUCUGUCAGCUAGGGCAAAGAGGCUUCACAGUAGAGACACUAAUAUGAAUAUCAAUGUCCCAAGGUUAAUUGGUUUAUUGUUUCACAAUAGUUAUAAGUGUGUGUCUGUUUUCUGUGCAAUUAGUUUAUUAAUGUGCGUGCGUGUGGGUGUGUGUCUUGUCUGUGCAUGCAUAAGUGUGUUUACUAAUGUGUACUCUGUGUGUGUGUUCUACAGAUGCUCUGACCCCAGCCUCCAGCCCGUCGUCGGGAGUGUAUGGGGCAAUCGCAGGGCAGGAGGAGUUCUCCUCCACCUCUCUCAACCUGGAGUGUCGGGUGUGUGCCGACCGCGCCUCCGGAUACCACUACGGCGUUCACGCCUGUGAGGGCUGCAAGGUGAGAAGGACCAGCCAUCACACACAUCCACGUAUGCGGAGCACACAAGCGCAUGCACACACAAACAUUAAUAUACGCAUACAUACACACACACACCUGGUCAGAGUGAGAUUCACUGGACCAACCUUCAGACAACAGUCUAACGAUAAUGACUGAACACACAAACAGGACACAAGAAUGUGCCCUCCAACACACACAGUGUGGAUGCUCUCCUAGUUAAUUGUUUUUGAGCCUGUUGAAGAGCAAUCCAAGGCUAAUGUGUUUUGUCACAAGUCACUGGAGGACAGAGCAGAUCUUAAUUUGCCACUGGAAAGCCACUAGAUCACACGUGACUGUAAGAUAAUGUAGUUUUGGUGUUAUUAUGACCAUACCACUAACCACCAAGUAAAAAUAACCCAGUCUUUAGCUGUGACCCAAAAGGAACUGGUCAAUGUGCUGAUUCCAUUGCUGCUGUAUUAUUUCUGUGACUGCAUGCCUAGGUUCUAAUGAGAAUAAUCAAUUCUCACCCUGCUGUGAAAGCCAGGCAAAGAUAAUUGGUUUGUCAUCCGCUACAUUUCCUACAUACUCUUUCACCCUGAAUGCGUGAGAGAUGUCUUGUGGACCCCUGGCCUGCCCAUCUGUCCCUGUGCCAGGACUUUGUCUGCGUAUGGAUGUCACUUGGCGAAGUUGGCGGUGCUCUCAGUCGCUCCUCCCCCUCAUGUCAACACACUGUUACACUGAGUUCCAGACAGCAGGGAGAUAGCAGAGCAGAGUGGGCCGCAGUGUACCCUGCCCUGCCCUACACUGCCCUACCCUGCCCUACCCUGCCCUACCCUACCCUGCCCUACCCUACCCAGGACUGGACUACCCUGCCCUGGACUGGACUGCCUUGACCUGCCCUACCCUGGACUGCCUUGAUCUGCCCUACCCUGCCCUGGACUUGGCUCAGAGCUGCUGGAGGCUAGAAUGGACAUUGAGUGAACUGGUCAUAGCUGUCCCAGAGUAAAACAGCAAUGAGUCCUACGUGCACCCCGCUCCUCAGCUGUCUGGUCAUCUGAGAGUGACCCCUGCAUAGAGAGAGACAGAGACAGAGACAUGAGGCAGAGACAUGAGGCAGAAACAGAGGCAGAGACAGAGACAUGAGGCAGAGACAGAGGCAGAGACAUGAGGCACAGACAGAAACAGAGACAGAGACAUGAGGCAGAGACAGAGACAGAGACAUGAGGCAGAGACAGAGACAGAGGCAGAGACAGAGACAUGAGGCACAGACAGAAACAGAGACAGAGACAUGAGGCAGAGACAGAGACAUGAGGCAGAGACAGAGACAGAGGCAGAGACAGAGACAUGAGGCACAGACAGAAACAGAGACAGAGACAUGAGGCACAGACAGAGACGGAGACAUGAGGCAAAGACAGAGACAUGAGGCAGAGACAGAGACACGAGGCAGCAGAGACCGAGACUUAGAGGCAGAGACAGAGACAUGAGGACAGGAGGACAGAGACAUGAGGCAAAGAAAAGAGACACGAGGCAGAGGACAGGAGACAGAGGCCGAGACAGAGACAGAGGACAGAGGCAGAGAACAUGAGGCAGAGAAGGGCAAGAGACAGGAGACACGAGGGCGGCAGAGAAGCAGACGGACAUGAGGCAGAGACAGAGACAUGAGGCAGAGAAAGAGACAGAGACAGGCCUGGCAUCAGGCCGUUGUGGCUGACAGGCAUUCUGCCCUGGCCUCAUGUUACCCUUGAGGGUUGUGUGUGCGUGCUUGCGUGCGUGUGGCGUGUCCUUGCAAGCGUUAAUGCAUGCCGUGUGCAGGGACACAUUAAGGAGAUCUUUCACAAGUAUUAUGAAAUCAACAUCUUGGGAUGGGGUUGGCUAAAUGUUCUUCUUAAGCAACUCACUACCCCCCCCCCCCCCCCCCCCCCAACCCCAGUCCAAGCCCUAAACCACUCAGGACAGUACGUCUAAAGCUACCCAUAACCAGACACUGCUGUUUGUCAGGGUUGUGUAACAUUAGUGAAAUCCCAUUUGGGAUGUGAUAAGCAUGUAUGUCCAGGCUGAUAGUGUCAUGCUCCAGCCAUUGGGUCCAUUUGGGUCCAUUUCACUUUUUCUACGGAGAAAGUGGAUGUUGGCUGAUUGGAGGAAAAUGGGGUUUCCUAGUGGCAUGUUCUAGGCCAGGACACUGCCUUUGCUUUGCUGAUAGUUCACUUAGGUUGAAAGAGUCUUAGAUUAAUAAAGUUUGCGCAGAGUUUGAAAGAUAUAAAGAUACCAGGUAUAAACUGACAAUUGUUUUAUUUUACCAAGUCACUAUACUGUAUGUGGUUGAGGUACCAUACUGGGUCGAGGCUGAGUUUUUUCAUGAGUGCAGUCUAUUGGGUCUCAACCUGAACAUAUCUCUCUCCUCUUUCUCUCCCUUCAGGGUUUCUUUCGGCGGACCAUCCGCCUCAAGCUGGAAUAUGACAAGUGUGAGCGCCGCUGUAAGAUCCUGAAGAAGAACCGGAACAAGUGCCAAUACUGCCGCUUCCAGAAGUGCCUGUCUGUGGGCAUGUCCCACAACGGUGAGGAACACAGACAUAGCCAGAGCCCUGAGUACUGCUUACUGCUUAUAGCACAACCUGCCAGUAGCAACCAGAGAGGAGCACACACACACACAUUUGAACAUAGACAUAUGCACACACACAUGUACGCCAUUCAAAACCACACUCUUGUAGAAACAGGAAGGAGCGUGCACGCUCACACACGCAAGAACACACACGCGCACGCACACACACGUACUCACACGUACGCCAUUCAAAACCACAUUAUGGUAUACGGUUGCUUUUCAAGAUGAAUGACAGUAGGCAAAAAUGUGAGUGACAGCUGUGAAUCCUACAGCAUUCAUUCAUAAACGCAUGUAAACAUUUGCACCAUUUCAUAUUGUUUCCAGAAGAAAACAAUGCAGAACUGCAAUUGAUGCAUACGUCUCUCUGUCUCUAUCCAGUCUCUAUGCGGUCUCUAUGCGGUCUCUAUGCAGUCUUAUGCGGUCUCUAUGCGGGCUCUAUGCGGUCUCUAUGCGGUCUUUAUGCGGUCUCUACGCAGUCUCUCUGCGUGGUGGUGUGUAAUUGUGAAGGUCAGUAGAACGGUAAGGUGGGGCUGUAUUGUGUUGGCUGAACCCUGUCACCCUUUAGGUGUGAACAGAGACAAGCAGUGUGAGUCUCAGUCUCAGCCUACAGGUCACGUCACCAGGGCUGCAUCUGCACUGGGUUAAGCUGUUCAGUACAUUAGACCCACUGAUCAAUGAACUGACCUAGUGGAGAAUUUAAGGUAAUUUAGACUGAUAGUGAGCUUUGCAGUGUAGAGCAGGAUACAUUACUAGUGGAACAUUAAUAAAAACAGGGUCCACUCUCCAGACAAAAUCAGACAAUCACACCCUCUACAGACAGACUAACUAUUAGGAAUAUAAACAUAAUGAUCUUUCCUUUAUAUAGAGUUAAUCUAUGAACAAUAACCUUGAUAUAGGACAAUGAGGUCAAAGCAUUUUGCUGCACCUGCUAUAACAUCUGCUAAACUGUGUACGCGACCAAUACACUUUGAUUUGAAGUCUUUGAUCCUAUUGGAUGGAUGAUGUUUACCUGUGUGUUUUGUGUCAACAUACAACAUGGCAUUCUGACCCUAAGGUCCAUGUCCUGCCGUUUACAAUGGACUGAAAUAGAAUUAAGGGGUGACUUUGUGUGUGGUGUGGAGUGAUGUGAAGAGGGGCUUAGCAAGGUAAUGUGGCCCGAAUCAACUACUUAUUUUAUAUAUAGUACCAGUCAAAAGUUUUAGAACACCUAUUCAUUCAAGGAUUUUUCUUUAUUUUUACUAUUUUCUACAUUAUAGUGAAGACAUCAAAACUAGGAAAUAACACAUAUGGAAUCAUGUAGUAUCCCAAAAAGUGUUAAACAAAUCAAAAUAUAUGUUAUAUUUGAGAUUCUUCAAAUAGCCACCCUUUUCCUUGAUGACAGCAUUGCACACUCUUGGCAUUCUCUCAACCAGUUUCACCUGGAAUGCUUUUCCAACUGUAUUGAAGGAGUUCCCACAUAUGCUGAGAACUUGUUGGCUGCUUUUCCUUCACUCUGCCGUCCGACUCAUCCCAAACCAUCUCAAUUGGAUUGAGGUCGGGGGAUUGUGGAGGCCAGUUCAUCUGAUGCAGCACUCCAUCACUCUCCUUCUUGGUAAAAUAGCCCUUACACAGCCUGGAGGUGUGUUGGGUCAUUGUCCUGUUGAAAAACAAAUGAUAGUCCCACUAAGACCAAACCAAAUGGGAUGGCGUAUCGCUGCAGAAUGCUGUGGUAGCCAUGCUGGUUAAGUGUGCCUUGAAUUCUAAAUAAAUCACAGACAGUGUCACCAGCAAAGCACCCCCACACCAUAACACCUCCUCCUCCAUGCUUUACGGUGGGAAAUACACAUGCUGAGAUCAUCCGUUCACCCACACCCUCACAAAGCCACGGCGGUUGGACAAAUUUCCACCGGUCUAAUGUCCAUGUUUCUUGGCCCAAGCAAGUCUCUUCUUAUUAUUGGUAUACUUUAGUAGUGGUUUCUUUGCAGCAAUUCGACCAUGAAAGCCUGAUUCACACAGUCUCCUCUGAACAGUUAAUGUUGAGAUGUGUCUGUUACUUGAACUCUGUGAAGCAUUUAUUUGGGCUGCAGUUUCUGAGGCUGGUAACUCUAAUGAACUUAUCCUCUGCAGCAGAGGUAACUCUGGGUCUUCCAAUACUGUGGCGGUCCUCAUGAGAGCCAGUUUCAUCAUAGCGCUUGAUGGUUUUUGCGACUGCACUUGAAGGAACUUUCAAAGUUCUUGAAAUGUUCCGUAUUGACUGACCUUCAUAUCUUAAAGUAAUGAUGGACUGUUGUUUCUCAUUGCUUAUUUGAGCUGUUCUUGCCAUAAUAUGGACUUGGUCUUUUACCAAAUAGGGCUAUCUUCUGUAUACCCCACUACCUUGUCACAACACAACUGAUUGGCUCAAACGCAUUAAGAAGGAAAGCAAUUCCACAAAUUAACGUUUAAGAAGGCACACCUUUUAAUUGAAAUGCAUUCCAGGUGACUACCUCAUGAAGCUGGUUGAGAGAAUGCCAAGAGUGUACAAAGCUGUCAUCAAGGCAAAGGGUGGCUAUUUGAAGAAUCUCAAAUAUAAAAUAUAUUUUGAUUUGUUUAUCACUUUUUCAUUACUACAUGAUUCCAUAUGUGUUAUUUAAUAGUUUUGAUGUCUUCACUAUUAUUCUACAAUGUAAAAAUUGUAAAAAAUAAAGAAAAACCCUUGAAUUAGUAGGUAUGUCCAAACUUUUGACUGGUAGUAUAUAUAUAUAUAUAUAUAUAUAUAUAUAUAUAUAUAUAUAUAUUGUUGGAGGGAAAUGCUUCACAACUCCUGGCACUGGGAAACCAAUGGGGUCACAUUGUCUCUCCACUGGCCCCCACCCAACCCCAAUGAUAUGUUUGAUGGGUCCGAGGGCCAGGACCAAGAAGCACAACUCAGAGGUAUACAGACAGGUAUGGUACCAGAUUCUUAGCGGGACCCAGCCAUCCACACAUAAUGGAUGCAAAUCAAAUAUUAAAAAAUAAAUAACAACAAAACGCAACAGCAUCAGUAAGCCAGACAAUUUACAAGUCAAAAGGAGGGUAUGGCCCUUGUAGAAGGUCUAUAAAGGGUCCCCAGGUGGAAUUAAAUACAUACCUUUCCCUUUUAAAGUAUAACAUAUUUUUUUCUAGUUUAAAAAAGUGAAUCAAAUCGUGCAGCCAUCGACUGUGCAAUGGACGGUGGACGUUUUUCUACUCAAGAACUAUAUGUCUCUUGGCCCCGUGUAGCUCAGUUGGUAGAGCAUGGCGUUUGCAACGCCAGGGUUGUGGGUUCGAUUCCCACGGGGGGCCAGUAUGAAAAUGUAUGCACUCACUAACUGUAAGUCGCUCUGGAUAAGAGCGUCUGCUAAAUGACGUAAAUGUAAAUGAAAGUAGAGAAAGCAAGUGCAUCCUGCACUGGUCUGGAAACCAUUAAGCCAGAAGGUGGUUGACCAAAAAGGGCCACCAGAGGUCACAAUUCUACAUUGAUUCCAAAAAUUACACUGGUUACAGACUUGGCAAAAACACCUGAUCAAAACAUAUCAGUAAGAUCUGCAGAAGCCUCUCUACGUCGAUCACAUAUAGGGUCAAGGUUUGGAUACAUUUUAUUUAGCCUGGACUUAGUCUAAUAGAUUCGGUGUAGCAGCUUGAACUGAACAAGUGCAUGUCUAGCACAAAAUCAACUACUUCUAUUGGAACUAUUAGAAAGUAUUUUCAAAUAAUUCCCUAUAAAUAGCCUACUAUUUGAAAGUAUUUUCAAAUACAUAUUUCAAAUGCUAUUUUCAAAUACAUGGGUUAAAUUCAUGGAAGUGUAUUUGAGUAUUUUCAAAUACUUUCCACGUGUAUUUCCAAAUACAUUCCAAUAUUCAACUACUUGUCUUUUCAAAUAAAAAAUAUCUAAAUACCUACUUCCAAAUGUCUUUUAAAGUAAUUGAAAUACCAUAAAUAGUAUCUGAACACAGGUCUGGGACUGAUGCUCAACAUUAGUAUUUAUUUCAAAAUGUUUAUGUGGGACCAGCACUGGCGUGUUCAAGACGGGUUUUCCCCUCAGGAACAAUAAAGUGGGUGUUACCUUAUCUUAUCUGCACUUCCUAUAUCUGAACAUACAGUCCUCUAUCUGUACAUACAGUCCUCUAUCUGUACAUACAGUCCUCUAUCUGUACAUACAGUCCUCUAUCUGUACAUACAGUUCUCUAUCUGUAAAUAGAGUCCUCUAUCUGUACAUACAGUCCUCUAUCUGUACAUACAGUCCUCUAUCUGUACAUACAGUCCUCUAUCUGUAAAUAGAGUCCUCUAUCUGUACAUACAGUCCUCUAUCUGUACAUACAGUCCUCUAUCUGUAAAUAGAGCCCUCUAUCUGUACAUACAGUCCUCUAUCUGUACAUACAGUCCUCUAUCUGUACAUACAGUCCUCUAUCUGUAAAUAGAGUCCUCUAUCUGUACAUACAGUUCUCUAUCUGUAAAUAGAGUCCUCUAUCUGUACAUACAGUCCUCUAUCUGUACAUACAGUCCUCUAUCUGUAAAUAGAGCCCUCUAUCUGUACAUACAGUCCUCUAUCUGUACAUACAGUCCUCUAUCUGUAAAUAGAGUCCUCUAUCUGUACAUACAGUCCUAUAUCUGUACAUACAGUCCUCUAUCUGUACAUACAGUCCUCUAUCUGUAAAUAGAGUCCUAUAUCUGUACAUACAGUCCUAUAUCUGUGCAUGUGUAUUGUGUUUCAUAUGUUACCUAAAUGUUACAGUAUACAGGACAAUGACAUGGGAGAGGGUCAUGGAACUUAUAGAACCUGAUACACUGAGGCUUCAGCCCGCCCCCCCCCCCCCCCCCCCCUUUUCUCUCUCUCUCCCUUUUGCAUCAAUCAUGUUCUGCUUUAGAGAGUCAGAGACUCUCAUCUCAUCCUCCGCUUAGUGUGAUGUUCUUAUCCUGAGUCUCCUGAGCCCAACUCAGAGCAUCUCUCACUUCUUCUUUCUCUAAUGACAGUUGGCUGCUGCCUCAGGAUCCCCAUCCUCCUGACGUGGGUUCAAAUACUAUUUGAAAUCUUUCAAAUACUUUAAGCAUUUGCUUUAGUCUGCCAGGAGAGCCAGGUGGGCGGUGUUUGCACUUUUGAGACUUUUUGAUUGGUUAUAUUGUGCCAGGUAAGCUCAAUCGAGCCCAAUUGAAGUAUUUGAAAUUAUGUCAAAUAGUAUUUGAACCCAGGUUUGCCAUCCUUUUCAGGGAUCUGCCAGGUUUAGAGGAACCAUUCACUUAUACAGUAAUCUAAUAUGGCCCCAUUCUGAACACUGUCUUGUUUUACUGUAAUUUACCGUUCAGUGAAUGUGUGUGGUGUGGUUAAUCACAAUAGAAGCCAGUGAAAUCUGAGCCCAGCUGUAUCCCUUUAGAGUACCAUAAAUAUAUGUAAUAGGUGCACCUGCUGUUGUGCACCCUAUGAGAGGUGUGUGUGUGUGUGCGUGUGUGUGUGUGUGUGUGUGUGUGUGUGUGUGUGUGUGUGUGUGUGUGUGUGUGUGUGUGUGUGUGUGUGUGUCAGAGGGAAGGGGUUAUUGGUAACGCAACUGUAAUCUGAUUAGCUAGACACUUAGGAUCAGGCCGUCUGAGAGAGUCAGAGUCCCUUCGUACAAAAACAGCACACACACACAUACACACACACUAGAUACCUGAUUUGUCCUAUUUCCUUUAGCGUGCUAACACAUUGAUCCUCAACUACCCCUCAUCCUGCCCCCAAUUCUCUCAACUGUUCCUGAAACAUACAGGACAUUAAACUCAUGUCUCCAGGGAUCCAUAACCUGUCUUGAUACCCAGAAAACGUUGAACAACAGUGUUCAUGAUUUGGCAAACAGUACACAAUUGUCUUGAGCCUCCAUAUAUUUCUUAUGUUGAUUUGAUAAACAAUAUACUGUACAAUUGGCAUGCGUCUCCAUAUCUCUCUCAGCAAAACAGAUACAUCUUUGUCCAUUGCAGUUUAAUUAAAUACAAAUUCCACGUCCUCGUCACUGCCAUACUGCACCUAAUGUUUUCUCUUCCUCUCCUCUCUCUGCUCUCUGUUUAGCGAUCCGUUUUGGUCGGAUGCCCCAGUCAGAGAAGCUGAAGCUGAAGGCAGAGAUCCAGACGGGGGACAGGGAGGUGGAGGACCCCCAGCAGGCCGACCAGAAGACCCUGGCCAGGCACAUCUACGAGGCCUACCUCAAGAACUUCAACAUGAACAAGGCCAAAGCACGCACCAUCCUCACCGGAAAGACCAGCACUCCAGUAAGAGCAGUGUGUGGAAGUGGGGGGAUGGGGGCUUGCUUGCAUGCAUGCGAGCAUGUAGGAUCAAAAUGAAACUCACUCUCCAAAGGGAAUCAUUCAAAUAUUGGAAAUACAAAACUAUUUGUUGCAACCCUAAUGAUUACACAGUGUGUGUUUUCUGCGCAACCAGAAGGGUCCAAUAUUAUAUUUUGAAUGAUUCCCUUUGGAGUUGGCUGCAUUUUGAUCCGGUUUAAAUGUGAUGAAAUGGGCAAUCAAACCCUCCUUAUGUGUUAAUAUAACCUAGCAACCUCUACCCAAUAGGAGCCAAAGAAUCAUGCAACAACAGAAAUACAUUUCUAGGACACAUCUGUCUGAAUAUACUGUAUGGAGAGACACUCUGUAUGACCUUGACUCAUAAAGGACCAUUAUUAACAGUGUUUGGAAACCACUCCCUCCCUCCCUUCGUCUUUCUUUAAAAAUGAUGCCCUUAGAUCUGUGGACUCCAUUCAUUCUUUUAUCAUAUACCAGAGUAGACUAUAUGGGUGGGGUAAGGGUUAUGUUUCUAGUGAAUUCCGUCUUCGGUGGGUGUAGGUGUGGCAAGGGUCAUAAAGGAGAGGUCAGAAAGGAGUCAGUCAGUAAGCGGUCAGUGGUCACAGGUCAGUUGAAAUACACAUCCAAACUGUUACUGUAGUUACUCUGUUCAGUGGUGAGUCUAGUUCCUCUGUUUAGUGGUGAGUCUAGUUCCUCUGUUCAGUGGUGAGUCUAGUUCCUCUGUUCAGUGCUGAGUCUAGUUCCUCUGUUCAGUGGUGAGUCUAGUUCCUCUGUUCAGUGGUGAGUCUGUAGUUAUUCCGUUUUGUGGUGAGUCUAGUUCCUCUGUUCAGUGGUGAGUCUAGUUCCUCUGUUCAGUGGUGAAUCUAGUUUCCUCUGUUCAGUGGUGAUUCUAUAGUUAUUUCUGUUCAAUUGGUGAGUCUAGUUUCCUUCUUUCAGUGGUGAGUCUGUAGUCCUCUUUCAGGUGUGAGUCUAGUUCAUCUGUUUCAGUAGUGAGUCUGUAGUUUAUUCUGUUUUAGUGGUGAUCUAGUUUCCUCUGUUCAGUGGGGAGUUCUAAGUACCCUUCUGUUCAGUGGUGAGGUCUCAGUUCCUCUCUGUUCAGUGGUGAGUCUAGUUCCUCUGUUCAGUGGUGAGUCCUGUAGUUCCUCUGUUCAGUGGUGAGUCUAGUUCAUCUGUUCAGUGGUGAGUCUGUAGUUAUUCUGUUCAGUGGUGAGUCUAGUUCCUCUGUUCAGUGGUGAGUCUAGUUCCUCUGUUCAGUGGUGAGUCUAGUUCCUCUGUUCAGUGGUGAGUCUAGUUCCUCUGUUCAGUGGUGAGUCUGUAGUUAUCUGUUCAGUGGUGAGUCUAGUUCCUCUGUUCAGUGGUGAGUCUGUAGUUUCCUCUGUUCAAUGGUGAGUCUAGUUCCUCUGUUCAGUGGUGAGUCUAGUUCCUCUGUUCAGUGGUGAGUCUAGUUCCUCUGUUCAGUGGUGAGUCUGUAGUUAUUCUGUUCAGUGGUGAGUCUAGUUCCUCUGUUCAGUGGUGAGUCUAGUUCAUCUGUUCAGUGGUGAGUCUGUACUUAUUCUGUUCAGUGGUGAGUCUAGUUCCUCUGUUCAGUGGUGA
Molecule: messenger RNA, 32201 nt
Organism: Coregonus sp. 'balchen'
Lineage: Eukaryota; Metazoa; Chordata; Actinopteri; Salmoniformes; Salmonidae
Source: the annotation of a GenBank genome assembly